UUUGUCAAACUUGGAAAACUUGAUAAAUUACCUUAUGUAAAAGCAAUCUCCAAAGAAGAAAUUUCAAUUACUGAUUAUCAUGAGAUGGCUACAGCGUUAAGUAAUGUAGGAUCGGUGUUGAACAAACUUGGACGACUUAAUGAAUCGAAAGAAUGUUUUGAAAUAGCACUAUCAACUAAAGAAAGUGCCGGUGGUAGUCAAGCCAGUGUAGCUAUGACGCAUUACAAUUUGGGAACAUUGUUUUACAAACUGGAAAAACCUUAUGAAGCACUAGAGUGUUUCAAAGAAGCGCUGAGAAUUGAGCGAAGCAGUUUGGGCAGUAAUCAUCCUAAGGUGGCUAUAACGAUAGAUAAUUUACGAUUAGUGUUGACGCACCUUGAAAAGCGUAACGAAGCCAAUCAUCCUACAGCGGCUAGGGCUUAUUCUUUCUUAGGAGGAGCCUUGAAAGAACAGCGAAAACUCAAUGAAGCCAAAGAAUAUUUCGAAAAAGCAUUAGCAAUCGAAGCGAACGAACCAUCUCACUGGCAUAAUUUAGGAGUACUUUUUGCUGAAAUGGAGAAUUAUCAGAAAGCUAAAGAGUAUAUCGGCAAAGCCAUUCAAAUCAACGAAGAAAGACACGGCAGUAGCCAUCUGAAUAUAGCUAACAGUUUAAAAGCUCUGGCAGUACUCUCGGAAUGUAUCGGCAAACUUCAUGAAGCUAAAGGCUUCUACGAAAGAGAACUCGCAAUUAAAGAGAUCGCUUACGGCAGCAAUCAUCCCAUGUUGGUUGAAACGUUAUAUAAGUUAGAAUCGCUUUUAAAGCAUCAAGGAAAACCGGAUGAAGCCAGAGAGUUUCGCGAAAGAGCUUUGGCAAUCAGCAAAAGGGACACAACUUAGUAUUGAAAACAAAAAGCCAUGACUACAGGUUCCAACUCUACGCCUUCAAAAUAUCAAAAAAUGGUCCAUGCAUCCCUCACGCAAUAUGUACUGUACAAAGCAUACGAAAAUAGUUUUAGUUUUUCAUUUCAUUUUAUUUUCAUUAUAGUUUAUCAAUGUCCGACAUAUAGGAUACAUUGUUUUUACUAUAUAUUUUUUUGGUCCAUGCAUCCCUCACGCAAUAUGUACUGUACAAAGCAUACGAACAUAGUUUUAGUUUUUCAUUUCAUUUUAUUUUCAUUAUAGUUUAUCAGUGUCCGACAUAUAGGAUACAUUGUUUUUACAAUAUA
Messenger RNA from Exaiptasia diaphana, 1205 nucleotides. Its product is annotated as nephrocystin-3-like. Bases 85 to 876 code for a protein of 263 amino acids. The record is from RefSeq and is a predicted model, not a curated record. Lineage: Eukaryota; Metazoa; Cnidaria; Anthozoa; Actiniaria; Aiptasiidae. Gene Ontology annotation, molecular function: protein binding. The transcript has 2 exons.